Molecule: messenger RNA, 7532 nt
Organism: Aethalodelphis obliquidens (Pacific white-sided dolphin)
Lineage: Eukaryota; Metazoa; Chordata; Mammalia; Artiodactyla; Delphinidae
Gene: KLF8
Product: KLF transcription factor 8
Exons: 6
Coding region: 473-1240 (255 amino acids)
Source: RefSeq, a predicted model, not a curated record
CUCUGGUUCUAGCCGGGCAGGAGGCAAGUCACCCCACCCACUCGGGUUGCCUAGCUAGCACUGUCGGUACUGACCCUCAUGAACGUGAGGUCCCCAGUGGGGCAGCUAGGUGCACCCAAGAAACCUCACUCUAGAGUACCCGCACAAGUUCUUGACGUUUUUUGCUGAAGCCCCUGUCCUAGACUGGGGUGCCCCUAUGUGUUUCCACCAAUCGUAGGCAUUUGCCCCUCCCUUCUUUCUUUUUAGGAAGGCUUUGGAGUGUGCAGCAGCAACAACGGCAGUAAAGGGAUCCUUUUGUGCCAGGAGAAAAAGAGGAGGUGGGGGGCCGAGAAAGAGAAGGCAAGAGCGAGCCGCCUGGCGCGCUGUCAGACAGGGGCGGGUGUGAGGGAAACAGCUGUCUUGCGAUCAGGAGUAUGAGCCUCUCAGAGGACCGCAUGAGCUCCGGACACUUCAGGAGUCUCCAGCUAGUGACAUGGGCGAUAUGGAUCAACUCAUAAACAACUUGGAGGUCCAACUUAAUUCAGAAGGUGGCUCAAAGCAUAUAUUCAAACAGGUCACUGGCCCUGUUAAAAUUAGAGAUUCCCUUAAGGCAGCAGACAGAGGUAAUAUGACAUCUCCACCACUCCUGGAUGCCAACCCCAUGGAGAACCCAGCACUGUUAAAUGACAUCAAGAUUGAGCCCCCAGAAGAACUUCUGGCUAAUGAUUUCAACCUGCCCCAGGUGGAACCAGUUGACCUCUCCUUUCACAAGCCAAAGUCUCCUCUUCAGCCUGCCAGUAUGCUGCAAGCUCCAAUACGUCCUCCCAAGCCACAGUCUGCUUCCCAGACACUUGUAGUAUCCACUUCAACAUCAGACACAGGCACUUCAGCAAACAUCCCUACUGUUCUGACCCCAGGCUCUAUCCUGGCCUCCUCUCAGGGCACUGGUGGUCAGCAGAUCUUACAUGUGAUUCACAGCAUCCCCUCAGUCAAUCUGCCAAAUAAGAUGGGUAGCCUGAAGGCCAUCCCAGUGAUGGUGCAGUCACUGCCCAUGGUGUAUACUACUUUGCCUGCAGAUGGGAGCCCUGCAGCCAUUACAGUCCCACUCAUUGGAGGAGAUGGCAAAAAUGCUGGAUCAGUUAAAGUUGACCCCACCUCCAUGUCUCCAUUGGAGAUCCCAAGUGACAGUGAGGAGAGUGCAAUUGAGAGUGGAUCCUCAGCCUUACAGGGUAUUCAGGUACAAGAGAGAGAAGCCUUAUAAAUGCACCUGGGAUGGCUGCUCCUGGAAAUUUGCUCGCUCAGAUGAGCUAACCCGCCAUUUCCGCAAGCACACAGGCAUCAAGCCUUUCCGGUGCACAGACUGCAAUCGUAGCUUUUCUCGCUCUGACCACCUGUCUCUGCACCGCCGGCGCCAUGACACCAUGUGAGCGGCACAGACUGCACUAGAAAGAGCUGCACUGGUCUCUUUCUUGUGUGUGUGUGUGUGUGUGUGUGUGUGUGUGUGUGUGUGUGUGUGUGCGCGCGCGCAAUGGGAUCAUGACCAUCUUUUCCUCUUUGACUCAGCUUGCCUCUGGGAUGGGAUUGGAACAGUUCACUGAGCCAGGCUGACGAAACUGGAGGAAAAUAUAGCUGAUCUUCCAUAGGGACUCUUUAUAUUCCACGUUCAUUUCUCCACUGACCAGUCCCCAGUUUUUUCAACCUCCGCAUGGGUUGAAUUCCAGUGCGGCACCCAUGGUUGCCCCCCUCCCGUCCCUGUUAUGAGAUAGGACAUUUUUCCUACAAUAAGAAAACAGGAAUCAAAUUCAAGGCUGUGAACAAACAUACGCUGCUUUUUGUUCUUAUUUUCCUCUUGUUUUAUAGAAUUCUUAUCAUAUUUCUGAAUCAGUACAUCAAAGUGGUUGGUAGUGUCCUAAAUUGACUUUUUUCAAGUUCCUAGACAGAAGAGGGCAUAACAUUGUAGUUGGCUGGUAAGAUUUACAGGGAUUUGGGUCCUGAGUAUAGGGCACAUUCUCAGUGAAUAAGCUGAGUCCCAUACCAAGCUCCAAGGUUUUGUAAAGCCAAUCCUAUUUGUUCUUACAGUUUGGUUUUCAGACAGUGCUGGUGCUUCUUGCUUCUUUAGUCCAUCAAAGGGAAUGAAAGGAUCUUUUUGUUCUUCUCCUUUUCCUCCUCUUCUUCCUCCUCCUCCUUCAGGAUUAAAGAUUUUGCUGCACAAUUACAUUCUUUGUUUUGUUAAAUUUGAACAAAAAUUCAAAGCACACAUCGACGUGCCAGUAGGGUAAAAAGUGUUCCAGGAGAGUAAGUUGGGCAGUGACAGGAACAAGUAGACCCAGGAUGAUCCUGAAAACAAAUAGAGGAGGACUUUUUAUGGAUAGGAUAUCAAAAGUGCUAUAAUCACAAGUCUCAUUCAAAUGGCAAUCUGUUGAGACAAUGUCUUGAGGGGCUACACUGUACUGUUUAUUCUUCUGUUUACAUAAAGCAACUGUUAUGUGCAUAUUGCAUGAUGAGAAAUGACACACUGGGGCCAUGUUAUACAGAGGUGAGGGGUUGGAAGAAAAAAAAUGUGUUAAGUACAUGGCAUUAUUAGCAUGCAUUCCUAUGUUUCAAAUGGAACUAUAAGAGGCAUUUAGUGAAAACUGACAAACAGAAAGCAAUUUGAUGUUCUGCAACUGCUAUGAACAUCUAAGCCAUUUAUUUUAACCAUUAUAGCAUGUUGCAUAAUAUACACACUUGUUUACCCAAUCAAUGUUUUAUAAUAGUCUCUGGGACAUAAAACCCUCUGUUCCAGGCCCUGGACCUCAGAUCUACCUCCACAUGGCAUAUUUCCUCUCCUGGGGUCAGGGAGGGGAGGUUUGCAUCACUUAAUUGUGGACACAGCCUCUCUCCUGGAAAAGGUUGUCUUCAUACGGUACCCCUUUUCCUUGGCAGAUAUUCAACAAGUCUCUCUUGAAUACUUCAGGUCAUUACUUCCCAAGGCCACCUAGUCUGACUAAAUCAUAGAAUUCUAGCACCAAGAAGGGAUCCUAUUAGCUAUCUAGUCCUACCCAUCAUUAAUAUUUUACAGAUGAGACAAAUACGGGUCAGAUUCCUUCCCCAGAUGUUUCCUUGAGGCCUUACAGACCUGCACACCCAUUCUCCCAGGGAUCACAUUAUUAAACCAAAUUAAAGAAAAAUUUACAUGAUUGGUUGCAGUAUUUGUCCAAGUUUAUAUGUUAGGCUUCAGAAAAAUUUAGACCACUCACAAAAUCAUUUACAGCUGACUAAAUUGUAAGUAAAAUGUGCUUGUGGUCGUUGAUAUAUAACAUUAGGAACACAGUUUUUCUAUUCUAACACUUUCUAUAAUAUCUCAGGUUUGCUUUACCUCAUUUCAAGUUACAGUGUCUUUUCAGACCAUAAACCCUCAUAAAUUUAAGGACUACCUGUAUUUUUCAAAAUGAUAUGUAGAUUUUUACUAUUUUAGCCUUGUUAUUUUGAUAUAAGUUUUACCCUGACUUUAAGUGUGCAAGUUCCACACUGUAGACUAAUUGUUAAAGCACUAGGAAAUAUCUAGGGCCAAUCUGUUAAAGGGGACUUCUAUGCAGGUGUAAGACAUGUUGUUAAAGGUGAAUUGCCAUCAUACAUAAGUUAAGCUUAUAAUUGAGUAGUUGAUAUGGUAUUUCACAGUAGAGUCUAAGGGCUUACCCAUUUUCUCCAGAGUUUGGAUUUUAGACUCCUUUUCCAGAGUUCAUAACUGACCUGUGCCCAUCAGGAUCUUUUGCAUUGGAGCAUAUGAUCUAUUUAUAAAUAAAGACUAUAAAACAUAGUGUUGUACUAACUAGGAUAAUCAAAUUAGAAUUCCAAAUAUUGGUAUCUCUAAGUCUUUAUUCAAAUUUUUUCCUGCAAAGUAAUGAGGGACUUUGUUAAUGCUUUAUUAAUUGUCUAUGGUCAGGAAACAAUUCUAACCCUAUUUUCAUUGCUCUCUUCCCUCCAAAUAAUGAUAAAAUCUUUACAAAUUAUUUCCAUAUUCUUUAAGAAAUAUAUCAACAUUCAUUAAGAGUAUUUCAUGGAGCACAGGUACUCGAAUACAGUAUAAUACUGUACCACACCAAAAGCACAUGUAACUUUGCUAAAUAGACAGUGAGAUGGAAAAUAAUUGUCUCUCUUAGGUAGCAUUUGGAAUUAAUUGAAUUUGCUGUGCUCACACCAGCUAACCACCAUUAUGUGGACAGUUGCCUAGGGCAUGGAAAAUGGCCUUCAUCGAUAGGGUUGAAUAAUAUCUUGGAAUUUAUUGCAGUGGAAUUCCUCCAUUUGUAGAUGAUUGGCAAUUGAACAUUACUAUUGAUAAUUAUGAUUGGAAAAUUCAGGAAAAACUAUGAAGAAUAUGAACUGCUGAGUACAUUAGGUGGAGUGCAUUAUAGGCAAGACAGAAAGGUUUGUGAGAAUAAAUUCUUAAAUUCUUUUUAAAUAAAGUUUUUAUUUUAAAACAGUUUUAGAUUUACAGAAAAAUUCUGAAGAUAGUACAGAGUUUCCCUAUAUCUCAAACCCAGUUUUCCCUAUUACUAACAUCUUUCAUUAGAUGUACAUUUGUUACAAUUAAUGAAGUAAUGAUACAUUAUUAUUAAUUAAAGUCCAAACUUCAUUCAGAUUUUCUUAGUUUUUACCUAAUAUCCUUUUUCUUUUCCAGCAUCCUGUUCAGGAUACCACAUCACAUUUAGUAGUCAUAUAUCCUUAGGCUUCUCUUGGUUGUGACAAUUUCUCAGACUUUCCUUGUUUCCUAUGACCUUGGCAGUUUCAAGGGGUCCCUCAAUUAAUAUCUGUCUGAUGUUUUUCUCAUGAUUAAACUGAGCUUAUAGGUUUGGGGGAGGAAGACCACAGAGGUGAACUGCCAUUUUCAUCACAUCAUAUUAACAUGACUUAUACCCUUGAUGUUAAUCUUGAUCACCUGGCUGAGAUAGUGUUUGUCAGGUUUCUCCUCUGUAUUCCACCCCACCUUCCAUAAGGUGGAAGGAAAUCACUUCCAUAAGGUGGAAGGAAACCCUUUGGAAGGAAAUCACUAUGUGCAGCCCACACUUAAGGAGUGGUUAGCUAUGCACUACAUGCCUGAGGGUGAGUAUCUACAUAAAUUAUUUGGAAUUCUGUGUGGUAGAGUUGUCUUUUCUCCCUCAUUUAUUUAUUUAUGCAAUCAUUUUCUUGUAUCAGUAUGGACUUAUGGAUAUUUAUUUAGUACUUUGGGUUAUAGUCCAAUGCAACUUAUUUUGUUACUCAAAUUGUUCCAGCGUUGGUCGUUGGGCACUCUUUUGUGUUGAUUUCCAUGUUCUUUUGACAGACCCCCAUCUUUUUUUUAGCACACCUUUAUUUUCCAGCACUACAAGAUGCUGCAAGCUCAUCCUCUAUAUUUUUUUUGCCGAAUCCUGUAAUCAACCAUUUCUUUAAGGAGUCCUGGUUUCUUUUAAUGGAGAAUUGUAUUAGAAAUGAAGAUCUGGGCAUUAGGUAUGCUUGUUGCUACUUGUAUUUUUGCUUCUAAGUCAUCUCAGCUAACAGAGCAAGGAAAUAUAUGUGUGUGCACUAACCCAUGUAUAUCUAUACAUACAUAUCUACAAAUAUUUCUGUAUGUAAUCAUCCAUAUCUUUAUUAAGCUAAACAUGAGUUCAUACUGAUGUCUCCUACUCCAAUCCCUUACCACAUGGAUCAUCUUAUCCUAGCCUUUUGCCUUUGUUCACUCUAACCUUCCACUCCAACAGUGAGAAACCUGGCUCCCACACGUUGCCAUAUACUUACUUACUUGUUCAGUUCCAGAGUACCUGUAUAGUGGUAUCUGAAUUGUUAGCCUGUACACCUGUGGGAACACUUAGAACACAGUGCUUAUGUACAUGAUAGUAACAGUUUUAGAACUCUAACAGCUCUUUGAAACAAAGUGAUCGGCAAAAUUCAGGAGUUAGAGAUUUCGAUGACCUGAGUUCCAGGAACUUGGGGUGUAUCCUACCCUCAAAAGGUUUUCCGAAGAGCAAAACCAUUGGGAAUUGAUCUAAUCUUUAAUAAGCCAAGGGAAAUUAUUGAUCCUCCUAGUGUGUUAAUAGCUAUAUAGAAAUAGGUAUACUGAAGAAAGUAGCUGUGCCCAAUUUAAAGAAACACUUAGCACUGUCUUUUCUCACUGGUAAAUAUGGCUCUCUGACAAUAGAGGUGCUACCCUAAGUUACCUCUCUUCCAUAUUUUCCCAUCUCUCACUUUAUUGAUCUUAGGCAAGUCACAUCGCCUCUCUGUGCCUCAGUUAACCCAUCUGUAAAAUGGGGAUCCAAAUACCUACCUCACAGGAUUGUUGUGAGGAUUCUCAUUAAUGGAUGUUGGCAAAAAUUACAAGUGAUCCUUAAAUGAACAACAAAGUAUUAUGAUUACCAUUAUGAUGAUAAUUAUAGUACUCUAUAUUUACCCUAGAAAAAGGAGAGGAUUAGGCUUCCUGGAUGAUAAAGAGCUAAAUUUGAGUAAGUAAAAAGGAUAAUUGAAGAGUGGUCACUGGAAGCCAUAUUAUCUCUUCCUCUCACUUUCCCUACAUUCUCUUCAUUGCUAACUAUAAGAUUCUCAUCUGUUUUUAUACUCAAAGCAUAUUAGGGUCUAAAGGAAUAAGUAGGCAAAAUCCAUUGCUGUAAAAGCUGUAUUCUUCCCCUUUCCUCACUCUGCCUGGACCACAUUACAUGUCACCCUGUCAGAAGCACAGAGGCAAUCUCCCACAGCCCUUCAAACUUUGGCCAGUCCAGCAUCACCAGUUACAUUUUGUCUUUCCACACUUAUUAUAUUCUGAACAGUAUAGGUAGAAGGGAAGUGGGGUGGGGUGGUUGGGGUGGGAGUGGGACGGAAGAGAAUAGAACUUAUACUAGUGGCAGGAUAUUUCUUUGAUUCUCAAAUACUGGUUUUACCUCCCAUUUCUUUUUCUGGUGGUGGGUUGGGGACAGGGGGAGAGACACUAUUUUGUUUAUUAAGAAACUCUCCUUCCUUUCCAGUAGAUGUUUCCCAGGAUCAGUAUAAGUAGUUGUUUUGGACGUUAUAACUAUGUUGUAUGCAGUGCUAUUUUCAUUGUAUUUCUGAAUAAAAAGAGGAAGAGAAUCCCUAGUGGUGUCCAUCCUUGUUUUUUGACAGGAGGACACAGUGGGAAAACAGUGCCAGAAAUUGACUGUUCAUUUUUGUGUUGGGGAAAGGAGCCUGCAGUGAAAUGAUUGAUUGUUUUUUGUCAUUGUUUGUUUAAAGAAGUUAUAGAACAGCAUAUUAAGCUUUAGUAUUUAUAACUCAUGUCUCUGCCUUGUUAUUUCAGUACUUUAGAGCAGCACCCUGUUUUUUCUCUAUUUUAUACUAGUUCUUGCUCCAGUGACAUGGCUGUGAGACUAAGAUUGUGAGCAAUCUCUCAUAUUCAAGCCUGUUAGGUCCCUGGAGAUACUCAAAAACUGCCUCAGUUAGCAUGGUCACUUAUAGAUUACUACGUUCUCGUUCAAUGGGACAUUUCCUCUGUGGCAUCCAGGCAGGGUGUAUGUUUGGGAACUAAACAAUCUUGUUACGUUUGAUUAUUGUACUUUUUAUUAAUAAAAAAA